Molecule: messenger RNA, 2317 nt
Organism: Saprolegnia diclina VS20
Lineage: Eukaryota; Oomycota; Saprolegniomycetes; Saprolegniales; Saprolegniaceae
Exons: 2
Coding region: 18-2291 (757 amino acids)
Source: RefSeq, a predicted model, not a curated record
GCGGGUCGACAUCAGACAUGGCCCAUGGCGUCGUCCGACUCCUGUGGAUAGCGUGGCUGCUCGUACUCGCCGCCGUGACCGUGCAUGGCCUCGACACCACGGGCGGCGUUGUCUACUGCUGGGCGGACGCGGCGCCGUCCACGAUGUACCAAGGCGCCAACUGCGGCUUUGAGACGCUCCUCCUCGUGCCCAACGGCGAGCCGCGCCAGCCGCUGCAGGGCAUUGCGUUCACCGCUAAGUACGUUGGCCCGUCGGCGCUGGGUUUCGACCUCGCCCAGAUCCAGUUCAGCCGGCGCAACCAAAGCGAACCGCCAGCGCAGGUCGCCGACAGCUACGUCGGACUCUUCCUCAGCAACGAGACGACGUCCCAGGGCGACGCGGUGCCGUCCGCCUUGCCGUACCUCGCGGUCUCGUCGUCCGUGCGCAAGAACCUCACGGCCGUCGGUGCCACGAGCUUGGCGCCGCCCGAGCCCCUGCUGCUGCCCGACCGCGCCGGCGGCUUGAUCGUCCUCGCGCGCUUCUCGGUCGCCAACCUCCAAGGCUCCACCUUCCACUUUGCAACCUUUCGAUCCAUUGACGUCCAGUACCCGAUACCGAGCCGCUUUCCCGUAACCUACGAUGCGACGACCACGUACUGCUGGACGACCGACCAAGUGGCCUACGAUCGGCUCGUCACUCGCGGCGACACGACAGGGUUUUCCGCCGACUGCCCCAUAGCACUCAACGUUACGUCGCCAUUGGCCGCGCAGAGCCUGUCGCCGAUCCCGAUCACGUGGUCGCUCCGGGUCCGCUCCGACUACGCGGGUGCGAUGCGCAUUUCGCCGAGCACUGUUUUGCACACGGCGGUGCAUUUGUGCAGCAACGUCGACGACGGCUACUGCCACAUUUUCAACCAAAAGCCGUACGCGGCGUCGUCCCAGGACCUCGCUGGCAACGUGAGCGAGUCCAGCCAGUCGGCGUCGUUUGCGACGACGCUCCUGAGCCUGCCCACGGGGCUCUACCUCGGGUUUGCACAUGUCGUCAUGCGCGGUCUCGACGGACGCAACGUGCACAUGGCCACGUAUUUUCAGCUCAAAGUCGACUUGACAACGUCGUCGGCCGACGACUCGUCCUUCGCGCCCAACACGACGUACUGCUGGAAGCUCUUUGCGCCGACCGCGAUCCCUUACGUCUCGGCCGCCUCGAUGCUCGGAACACACUCGACCGGGUCGUCGUGCCCUGCGGCGAUUACACUCCGCGGUCUCGACGCCACGCCGGCGCUCAACGCCUCGACGCUCGUCGCGUGGCAAGUGGCGCCCGACAACAGCGCGGUGAGCCACCUCGUGGAGCUCCCGGCCAACUGGAGUGUCGCUUCAUCGCGCGUCGUGACGUGCUCGGCGCCGUGCUCGCCGUUUACGGGGUCAUCGCUCGCGAGCUCGCCCUUCACGCCUAGCAACGGGACGACCGCCGCCUCCCUGCGCUGGACCGUCCCGGGCUCGUACGUAGUGUACGCGUGGGCGACGCUCAACACGCUUCAGGGCACGCGCCUCGACAUUGCGACGUUCCAGACGAUUACAAUUGCAGCGCCGACAAGCAACAAUGCAGGCUCCUCGGCGCUCUCGACGACUACGAUUGUGCUCAUCGCCUCCACGUGCGUCGUCGCAGUAGCGCUCUUUGCGCUCCUUGGCGUGAGCUACUACAAGCAGCGUCAGCACAAGCGCAUGCUCUGGACGCAGUGGCAGCUCUCGCGCGCCGGCCUCUACUCGUACGGCGGCAGUCCGUGCCCGAUUGCGAGCCAGCACUCAGACAUCCCGAUCAUGCAAGGCGCGGUCAUGGACACGUCCCGCAUUGCCGUCCACGACUCGUUCUCGGAAGCCCAUGACGACGACGAGAGCAACCAGAUGCGGCACAACGUCGACUUGCAGUACCUGCAACAGAACCGCAUCGAGUACCCGAUCCACCGCGGCCGCAUCGCGUCGAACGCCACGUCGUACUAUGGCAUGGACCCCACGCGCCCGACGCGCACCAAGUCGAGCGCCUCGGCGCGAAGGGACCGCAACUCGUCCAUCUUGUACGACCCGACGCGACAAGCCCGAGCGUCGUCCCACCCGGUCCUGGACUACGACCCGACGCGGGACCGGAACGCCAGCAUCACGAGCAAUCACCACCAGAUGCUGAUGCCACGGCCCUUGUACAAUGGUCAUGAGGCAGCGCCCGAGUCGCCGCGGCCAUCGUCGGUCGCGUCGACAGGCUCGAUCAUGGCCACAUAUGGCCACUCCAUGUACGCGAUGCAGAGCAGUCAUCCGUCCUAAUACUACUUACGUGUUGUCGUUUAUCG